This is a messenger RNA of Staurois parvus, 6173 nucleotides long. The record is from the annotation of a GenBank genome assembly. Lineage: Eukaryota; Metazoa; Chordata; Amphibia; Anura; Ranidae.
AUGACUUCCAUUCACUUCGUGGUCCAUCCGCUGCCCGGGACCGAGGACCAGCUCAAUGACCGGUUAAGAGAAGUUUCGGAGAAGCUAAAUAAAUAUAAUUUAAGCAGUCACCCCCCAUUGAAUGUACUGGAGCAGACGACCAUAAAACAGUGUGUGGUUGGACCGAAUCAUGCUGCUUUCCUCUUAGAGGAUGGAAGAGUUUGCAGAAUUGGCUUCCUAGUCCAGCCAGACAGACUUGAAUUGAGUAAACCAGAGAAUAAUGAUGGUUCAAAGUUGAACAGUGGCUCAGGGGCAGGAAGGACAUCCAGGCCAGGCAGGACUAGUGACUCUCCCUGGUUUUUGUCUGGUUCUGAGACUCUGGGCAGACUGGCAGGCAACACCCUUGGCAGUCGAUGGAGCUCUGGUGUAGGUGGAAGUGGUGGCGGAUCCUCUGGGCGCUCAUCAGCCGGGGCUCGCGACUCUCGGAGACAGACGCGAGUCAUUCGUACAGGACGAGACAGGGGCUCCGGUCUCCUGGGUAGUCAACCACAGCCGGUGAUUCCAGCUUCAGUGAUACCGGAAGAACUUAUAUCACAGGCACAAGUUGUCCUUCAAGGAAAGUCUAGAAGUGUUAUAAUUAGAGAACUCCAGAGAACAAACCUUGAUGUGAACUUGGCUGUAAAUAAUCUCCUGAGCCGAGAUGACGAGGAUGGAGAUGACGGGGAUGACACUGCCAGUGAAUCCUACUUACCUGGAGAGGAUCUUAUGUCACUGCUGGAUGCUGACAUUCAUUCUGCUCACCCAAGUGUCAUAAUUGAUGCUGAUGCUAUGUUUUCAGAAGAUAUUAGCUACUUUGGUUAUCCAUCCUUUCGGCGCUCUUCACUUUCCAGGAUAGGCUCAUCUAGAGUUCUCCUUCUUCCCUUAGAAAGAGACUCUGAACUGUUGCGUGAACGUGAGUCAGUUUUACGCUUGCGUGAGAGGCGGUGGCUUGAUGGGGCCUCAUUUGAUAAUGAACGGGGCUCCACAAGUAAAGAAGGUGAGCCCAGUUUGGACAAGAAGAACACCCCAAUACUGAGUCCAGUGUCACUGGGAGAAGACUUGCAGUGGUGGCCAGAAAAGGAUGGAACUAAAUUUGUUGCCAUUGGGGCACUAUAUUCUGAGCUAGUUGCUGUAAGUAGCAAAGGAGAGCUUUAUCAGUGGAAGUGGUUAGAAUCUGAACCAUACAGGAACCCACAGAACCCCUUGAUUCAUCAUCCAAGGACAAGUUUUCUAGGUUUGACAAAUGAAAAGAUUGUCCUCCUUUCUGCAAAUAGCAUACGAGCUACUGUCGCUACAGAAAGCAACAAGGUUGCCACUUGGGUUGAUGAAACUCUUAGUUCUGUGGCUACAAAAUUAGAACACACAGCCCAGGUAUUCCCUGAAUUACAGGGAGAGAAGAUUGUAUCUCUACACUGCUGUGCACUUUACACCUGUGCCCAACUAGAAAAUAACCUCUAUUGGUGGGGAGUUGUACCUUUCAGUCAGAGGAAGAAGAUGCUUGAAAAAGCACGAGCAAAAAAUAAAAAACCCAAAUCCAGUGCUGGAAUUUCUUCACUUCCAAAUAUCACAGUUGGUACCCAGGUUUGCUUGAGAAAUAACCCGCUGUAUCAUGCGGGUGCAGUGGCGUUUUCCAUCAGUGCUGGCAUUCCAAAAGUUGGUGUCCUAAUGGAGUCAGUGUGGAAUAUGAAUGAUAGUUGCCGGUUCCAGCUGAGGUCUCCAGAGAGCUUGAAGAACAUGGAGAAGUCCAGCAAGACCACAGAAGCCAAGCCCGAAAGUAAACAAGAACCUGUAAAGACAGAAAUGGGGCCUCCUCCAUCUCCAGCAUCUACCUGUAGUGAUGCUUCUUCAAUUGCCAGCAGUGCUUCAAUGCCUUACAAACGCAGGCGAUCCACACCAGCUCCUAAGGAGGAAGAGAAGGUUAAUGAAGAACAGUGGUCUCUCAGGGAGGUGGUCUUUGUUGAGGAUGUCAAAAAUGUACCCGUGGGCAAGGUACUGAAGGUGGAUGGUGCCUAUGUUGCUGUGAAGUUCCCUGGUACAUCAAAUAGUACCAGCAGUCAGUGCACUCCUGGCUGUGAUCCUGACCCGUCUUCACUUCUCCAAGAUUGUCGACUCCUGAGGAUAGAUGAACUUCAGGUGGUGAAAACAGGUGGAACACCCAAGGUCCCUGACUGUUUCCAGAGAACACCCAAAAAGUUGUGUAUUCCUGAAAAGACUGAAAUCUUGGCUGUGAACGUGGAUUCUAAAGGGGUUCAUGCUGUUUUGAAGACUGGAACAUGGGUGCGGUACUGUAUUUUUGAUCUUGCUACUGGGAAAGCUGAACAAGAAAACAAUUUCCCAACCAGCAGCAUUGCUUUUCUCGGUCAGAAUGAGAGAAAUGUGGCUAUAUUCACAGCUGGACAGGAGUCUCCUAUUAUUCUAAGAGAUGGAAAUGGAACAAUUUAUCCCAUGGCAAAAGACUGCAUGGGUGGCAUCAGAGACCCUGAUUGGUUGGACCUUCCCCCAAUCAGCAGUCUUGGUAUGGGAGUUCACUCCCUGGCUAAUCUCCCAGCAAACUCUACCAUCAAGAAGAAGGCUGCGAUUAUUAUCAUGGCUGUUGAGAAACAAACCUUGAUGCAACAUAUUUUGCGCUGUGAUUAUGAGGCCUGCAGGCAGUACCUAGUGAACUUGGAGCAAGGAGUGGUUCUGGAUCAAAACACCCAGAUGUUGCAGACCUUCCUCAGCCACCGGUGUGAUGGCAAUCGAAACAUCUUGCACGCCUGUGUGUCUGUGUGUUUUCCAACGAGCAACAAGGAGACUAAAGAGGAGGAGGAAGCAGAGCGCUCAGAGAGGAACACAUUUGCAGAGAGAUUAUCUGCUGUAGAAGCUAUAGCUAAUGCCAUCUCUGUCGUGUCCAGCAAUGGUCCUGGGAAUCGAGCUGGAUCCUCUAGUAGCCGCAGUUUAAGACUGAGGGAAAUGAUGAGACGGUCUCUUCGUGCGGCAGGACUGGGGAGACAUGAAGCUGGAGCUUCAAGUGAUCACCAGGAUCCAGUGUCUCCUCCUAUAGCUCCACCAAGCUGGGUGCCAGACCCACCUGCUAUGGAUCCAGAUGGUGAUAUAGAUUUUAUCCUGGCCCCUGCAGUAGGAUCCCUUACCACAGCAUCCACUGGCACAGGUCAAGGGCCUAGUACAUCAACCAUACCAGGUCCUUCUUCAGAGCCUUCUGUAGUGGAGUCCAAGGAUCGCAAAGCUAAUGCUCACUUCAUCCUGAAAUUAUUGUGUGAUAGCAUAGUUCUGCAGCCAUACCUCAGAGACCUUCUUUCUGCUAAGGAUGCCAGAGGUAUGACCCCCUUCAUGUCGGCUGUAAGUGGAAGAGCUUACCCUGCAGCUAUAACUAUUCUGGAAACUGCACAGAAAAUAGCUAAAGCAGAAGCAAAUGCCAAUGAGAAAGAGGAAGAUGUGUUCAAGGCAAUGAUCUGUCCACCUGGUACAAAUGCAGAUGACUCCCCACUGUAUGUUCUGUGCUGCAAUGACACCUGCAGCUUCACAUGGACUGGAGCUGAACACAUCAAUCAGGAUAUAUUUGAAUGCAGAACAUGCGGUUGUUAGAAUCUCUCUGCUGUUGUACAGAGUGUGCCAGGGUCUGCCACAAAGGACAUGACUGCAAGCUGAAGCGUACAUCACCCACUGCCUACUGUGAUUGCUGGGAGAAGUGUAAAUGCAAGACACUAAUUGCAGGUCAAAAGUCUGCCCGUCUGGAUCUGUUAUACCGACUGCUGACCAUCACUAAUCUAGUAACAAUGCCAAAUAGCAGAGGGGAGCACCUUCUUCUUUUUCUUGUGCAAACCGUUGCAAGACAGACAGUUGAACACUGCCAGUACAGACCGCCUCGCAUACGGGAAGAUAGAAACCGCAAAGCAGCCAAUCCUGAAGAUUCUGAUAUGCCAGAUCAUGAUUUGGAACCCCCAAGGUUUGCACAGCUUGCCCUUGAACGUGUCUUACAGGACUGGAACGCACUUAAAUCCAUGAUAAUGUUUGGCUCUCAGGAAAACAAAGACCCUCUGAGUGCCAGCAGUCGUAUUGGUCACCUUCUCCCAGAGGAACAAGUUUACUUGAAUCAGCAGAGCGGUACCAUUCGCCUUGACUGCUUUACGCACUGCCUUAUUGUCAAGUGUACUGCUGACAUCUUGCUGCUGGACACAUUGUUGGGAACACUAGUAAAAGAACUUCAGAACAAGUACACUCCUGGACGUCGAGAGGAGGCAGUGGCUGUCACUAUGCGGUUUCUGCGGUCUGUGGCUCGUGUGUUUGUCAUACUCAGUGUUGAAAUGGCUUCUUCCAAGAAGAAAAAUAACUUUAUUCCACAGCCAAUAGGCAAAUGUAAAAGGGUAUUCCAAGCACUGCUUCCAUAUGCUGUAGAGGAGCUGUGUAAUGUUGCAGAGUCACUCAUUGUUCCAGUGAGAAUGGGAAUUGCGCGACCUACUGCACCCUUCACGUUGGCCAGCACAAGUAUUGACGCAAUGCAGGGAAGUGAAGAACUCUUUUCUGUUGAACCUCUCCCUCCAAGGCCAUCCUCUGACCAGUCUAGCAGUUCCAGUCAGUCACAGUCAUCUUACAUCAUUAGAAAUCCUCAGCAGAGAAGAAUAAGCCAAUCACAGCCCGUAAGAAGCAGGGAUGAGGAGCAAGAUGAUAUUGUGUCUGCCGACGUGGAAGAGGUGGAAGUGGUAGAAGGAGUUGCUGGUGAGGAAGACCAUCACGAUGAGCAAGAGGAGCAUGGAGAAGAGAAUGCGGAAGCUGAAGGACAACAUGAUGAGCAUGAUGAGGAUGGGAGUGAUAUGGAAUUGGAUCUUCUGGCAGCUGCUGAGACAGAAAGUGACAGUGAAAGCAAUCACAGUAAUCAGGACAAUGCUAGUGGCCGAAGAAGUGUUGUCACAGCAGCAACUGCUGGCUCAGAAGCAGGUGCUAGCAGUGUCCCAGCUUUCUUCUCUGAGGAUGACUCUCAGUCCAAUGACUCAAGUGACUCUGACAGCAGCAGUAGUCAGAGUGAUGACCUUGACCAGGAGACGUUUAUGAUCGAUGAGCCUUUAGAGAGGUCUACAAACAGCAACCAUGCCAAUGGUGCUGCACAAGCGCCCCGUUCUAUGCAAUGGGCUGUGAGGAGCACACAGAAUCAAAGAACUCCUAACACCGCUCCAUCUAGCACUUCCACCCCUGCAGCGAGUUCAGGAGCUCUAAUUUACAUUGAACCAUCUAGUUUACGUCGAAGUGGAAACAUGAGCUCUAGUGCAGCAGCAGCUCUUGAAGCCAGCAACUCCAGUAGCUACUUAACAUCGGCAAGCAGUCUGGCAAGGGCUUAUAGCAUAGUUAUUCGGCAAAUAUCGGACUUAAUGGGGCUCAUCCCAAAGUACAACCAUCUGGUCUACUCUCAGAUUCCUGCUGCUGUAAAGCUGACUUACCAAGAUGCAGUUAACUUGCAGAACUAUGUGGAAGAAAAGCUUAUUCCAACAUGGAACUGGAUGGUUAGUAUAAUGGAUUCCACUGAAGCUCAGCUUCGUUAUGGGUCUGCACUGUCUUCAGCUGGAGAUCCAGGUCAUCCGAACCACCCUCUUCAUGCUUCUCAGAAUCCCACCCGAAGAGAACGCAUGACUGCUCGAGAAGAAGCAAGCCUGAGGACACUAGAAGGCAGAAGAAGAGCCACGCUACUAAGUGCGCGCCAAGGGAUGUCUGCACGUGGAGACUUUCUGAACUAUGCGCUCUCACUAAUGCGUUCUCACAAUGAUGAACACUCCGAUGUGCUUCCAGUUUUGGAUGUGUGUUCCCUGAAACACGUGGCCUAUGUUUUCCAGGCUCUUAUUUACUGGAUCAAAGCAAUGAACCAACAGACCACACUGGACACACCUCAGCUGGAGAGGAAAAGAACUCGAGAGCUCCUAGAACUUGGCCUUGAUAACGAAGACUCUGAGCAUGAGAAUGAUGAUGACACCAAUCAAAGUUCUACAUUAAAUGACAAGGAUGAAGAUACACUACCUGCAGAGACUGGCCAGAAUCACCCAUUCUUCCGUCGCUCAGAUUCUAUGACCUUCUUGGGCUGUAUUCCACCAAAUCCUUUUGAGGUUCCUCUUGCAGAAGCCAUCCCACUUGCUGACCAGCCACAUCUCUUACAGGUAUCGUUAAUAUAA